Siniperca chuatsi (mandarin fish) is the source of this 3028-nucleotide messenger RNA. RefSeq names its product ERBB receptor feedback inhibitor 1. The transcript has 5 exons. Gene Ontology annotation, biological process: regulation of keratinocyte differentiation; negative regulation of epidermal growth factor receptor signaling pathway. Gene Ontology annotation, cellular component: extrinsic component of cytoplasmic side of plasma membrane. Bases 489 to 1637 code for a protein of 382 amino acids. Lineage: Eukaryota; Metazoa; Chordata; Actinopteri; Centrarchiformes; Sinipercidae. The record is from RefSeq and is a predicted model, not a curated record.
CCACGUCACCAUGACAAAAUGAGUUUCACCUCCCAGUGUUAUUGACAGAGGAGGGAUGUUGCACAUGGUUCAGUUUUGACAGCGUGACUGGCUCGUACGCUACAAUACAGAUAUAUUUUCUCACAUUGGACAGGAACAGGUCGACCGACCCCGGCUUUACCUGAUGGACAACUAGUCUGCGUUUUCAUGGUUUAUUUGUCUGUAAGCAGCGAGACAGACUGCUCUCCUGACCCGCCGCACGGUUUCCUGACGUCCCAUCGAGAUCGAGACGGGAUGGGUGAGUCCUGGACUGCUCGGCCCAUCCCCGGUCAGCCGCUAGUGGGCGCUGAAGAGCGAGUCAGCCAGCAGUCAGUGCCAAAAUAGUUCAGUUGCUUACUACUGGCUAGAAUGAAGCCGUGAUGGGUUUGAUGGAGCUGACUUGUGUUGGAGCUUUACACCGAUACCAAACAGACCUUCAUGCUUUGUAAAAACACAGUUUCUGCCACAACAUGGGCGAGAGUCAGAAUAACUACUGGGGACAGCAUGACCUCAACAGAGUGUGCUUUGGCCUGAGUGCUGGCAUGGAACACAACCCAGCGGAGCUUCAACAACAGCAAAUGGCCAAGGAAUUUAACUGCAACAUCUCCCUCUCCCAGCCUCCUUUCUACUCUGAUACUUCCCGUCUAACAUGUGAUAACAUACUGCAGCCCCAUGAGGGAGACCAGGUGGUUCCUUCUUCCCAGAGACGGACAGUGUUUGGGAGCCACCAGAGGGAAGCCAAACCCCUGCCGCCUCUGCCUGACCCUGAGGAGCUCAUGUCUGAUGAGGCAGCCGACAGUGAGGUGGAGUUUUUUACCAGUGACCGACGGCGCCUUUUGCCCAAAAGCUGCCCCAAGGCCAUAUGCAGGGGCAUGAACAGAGACUGUGGCCAAGUAAAUUAUGCCUACCAGGAGAGCUCGUUGCAGGCAGGUGAUGCUGGGAUUGGCUCCAUGGCUUUCUCUUGGCCAGGCAGAGAGGACAGACCAACAGGUAGAGGAAGCGGGUUUGGAGCCAACAUCUGGUCACUAGCUCUCCAGAGGGAAGACCAUCAGCAUGUGGUGUCAGCAGUCGGGGACACUUUGUGUAGAAAACAGCCAGACCAAUGCCAAUCACCCAGACUCCGGUUUUCCUGUUCAGGCCCUCCUUCCCAGCCUCUCCACAGCACAACCACAACCUGCCCCACUGACAAGCCCCAAAUCCCUCCUCGUAUCCCCAUCCCGCCAAAACCUCCAGGUCUUUUAAAGAAUGCGACUGCCAACGAGGACAACAAGCCUCCCAAAAUUCCACCAAGGGUCCCUUUAGUCCCACCCUGCCCACCACGUACCCCGAGUCCCAAAAGCCUUCCAAUUUAUAUCAAUGGUGUGAUGCCUGCCACACAGAGUUUUGCUGCUAACCCAAAAUAUGUGAGUAAGGCAUUACAGAGGCAGCAGAGUGAAAGGGCGCCACCUGCAGCUCAGUUUUCUCCCUGCAUUGUUCCCAUUUUGAAGGAUGGCAGACAGGCCAGCGCUACGCACUACAUCCUCCUGCCGCCGGGCCGACCAGCAUGCUCGAACAGACGAGAAAGACUCCUGAGUGAACCAGCCAGGACAGGAAACAGUAGCGUCUGGCAGAACAGAUAGAAACCCUAACUUAUGUGACUGUCUGAAACUUGAGUACAAAACUGUGACUCAUAAAUAACCAAGUGAUACACUAUUGUACAUAGUGCGUGAAUACAUCCACAUGCUACAUUCACGUCAUAUUGGUGUUAGUUUCAAUGACUGAUGUAUUUCAAGAUCACUUAAGUCAGACAACACUGUGAUGUUUUUGUCUGUUUUUAACUGAACAUUUUACCGGUCAGUAUUUGAGCAACGUUUCCUCUAGUUCAACCUGUAAAACAUCAUAACAUUCCAGUAUUUUCACUAAUAGUAGAGAAUUUUUUUUUUUACCUCCUAUAACCAUUUUCAAUUUUGGUUUACUGAAAUACUGCAGUUUUCUCCCAGGGAAAAUGUCUCAUAACUCAUUUCUUUUUGCUCACAUCACUUAAACAACCUGAGCUACUAUUAUAUUUCUUACAAGAGAGCAAAUAAUUACUGUAUGUACAAGCUGGGCUUGUACAAAAGUGUUCAUCCCAUGUGCGUUAUUUUUUUAUGACAAUGCUGCUUGAAAUCUUAUAAUGUAUUGAUAGAUUUAAUGUUUUACCGAAUCAUUCUCACAUUAGGAUUUGUGGUAACUUUAACCAUGAGCAAUGUGGCCGAUAUUAGAAUAAGACAACACAAAGAAAACAUGCUUUGAACUACAGUGAUAUAAAACACUUGCUCAAGCCUUAUGCAGCUUUCACUAUCAGAAAGCUGAUAUCUUUUUAUUUCAAAGUUACACCUGGCUACAACACUCUCAUUUCAAGCAUUGACCUUUGCACCAUAUUCUAUGGUCACAUGCACAGUUUAAUUAAGUUUAAUUUAUUUCAAGGAACAUUCUGUGAGCCGAAGACAAACAAAAGAGCAGCAGCAAAAUUCUGAACACAUGACUGAAACCUGCUGUCACCCUUAAAGUGAUUGACCGGUCUUUUAAUACAUAUGAAGAACACUAAUCAACAAGUCAUUAAUGUUUUCUGAGGCUGUUAAAGGUUUUACAUCAGUAGUGUUUGUAUGCAGAGGAGUAAAAGAGGCCUUUAUUUUCAGUUAUGGUCAGUUGACAAACUUAAUCACUAUGAAGAAUUAUUUUAAUUAUGUAUGUGCAUUUAGCUCAAAAAAUGUAUGUAUGGUCAAAAAAGUACAGACUGGGCCUUUAAUGCUUCUUUUGUGUGUGUGUGUGUGUGGACAUGGAAAUCAUGUUACAUUUUCACUGUUGAGGUGCAGACCCACGUUUAAAACCUUUGUUACAUCAACAGGUUGGAAGUUCUCAUGAAGGUAUGUGUGUCACAUUUGGCUCAAGGGUGUAUGUAAAUUCAUAAUGUUGUUUGUUGUCAAAAGCAAAUAAUUGUAAAAUUGUGUUUUUAAUCUAUUUAUAGAAAUAAAAUAACUUAUUCAUUCUA